CCAAGUCUGAAAAAUCGCACCUAGCUCUAUAAGUCUCAAAAAAACAGAAAACUGUUUUGAGCCACCUUAAUAUUUCUGUAAUUUCACCCCCCUGGAAUUCCGUGACCCUACAAACGCAGGUGUUUCAAACACGUCAAUGAAGUGGUUGUGUAACUAAUACAUGGAGAAGGGACUUUUCCCUUUCAACGCUUUCGAAACCUUUAUAUAUUUGCUGGGCUUUUUUACAGUGCAAAUACAUACAAAAUAUCAAUUACGAAUAUUUCCUAUUCUCCACGUCAGUACGUUUUCACCACAGUGGUAUAUUCCGUCAAUCAGGUUUUCUUACAACGAAAUUCAUCGCCACUUUCUGGUGAAUACUUAACAUAAAAUAUACGCAUGACGUAAUUUGAUUCAUUAUAAAUUCAGGGACUUUCCCUCUCACCAAAGUCUAUCAUGACUGGUUAUCUUGAUGAUUCUUUGUUUCAAACAAUCAAAUCAUUGAUCCAAAAUAGCAUAUACCCUCGGAUGUGACAGACAGUAAUCAAUACCAACUUCAGAAGUGUAUUCACGGCGACUUUCUUGGCGUCGCUCUCGUUCAUGCUCUUAGUUAACUAGAAAUUGCUCUCGCCAACUUGCUUCCUUGCAGUACCUACGGAAAGCGCUUAUUUUAAUUGAUGGAGAACGUAAAUGUGAAAUCCUAGGGACUUGCAUGUUAAUGCGAGUCGAUCUCGAAUGGAAAACUACAUCGAUCGUAACUCAUACCAUGAAUCAAACAACAAAAUUGCUUGAAGGAUCUUAGAAAUCUGACAAGAGGAAGCCGUUGUCACUAGAAGGAAGUAUAGACAUUUCAUUUUACAUUCUGGACAGGAGAAACAGAUUCAGAAAGUGACGUGACACAAAAAGAACUGUCCGAAUAUGACAAGCAAACACGAACACCCCAAAACUCCACACUCAGCAACUGUGACAGAUUCAGCUCUUAAAGAGACUGGCGCAACAGGUAAUCAAUCUGCUGUUUUUGACCAGAUAUUAUUCAGUAUUCCUGACAAUGAGCUCAACUCAACAUUUGCACAAGCAAGCAUCGACACGAAUACUAAAACAAUGACCUUGAGCCUUGCCAACUGGAACCAUUCUGACAGUCACGUAUUUCCAAAAAGUCAAGAAGAAGCCGAUCUGAGGCGAGCAGAUUGCCACGUUGAACAAAUACGACCAAUGAAAGCAGAAGAGAACAUUACAGUGCAGUGUUUCAGUAGACCAGGUGUGUCUAUGGAGGAACCUCAGCAGGAAGCAAACACCGCAUCCGGUGAAAUAUUACUGGAUGUUGAGCCAUCACUACCUGUCGUAAGAAAGCAAGGUUUCCUUAACGGACCACAAAGUGAGGAAAUCUUUAAAUAUCUUGAACUUUUAAGGGACAAUGGAAAGUUUGAGGACCAUGAACGUAAGGUUAAUUUCUUUCUUCGACGAUACGUUGAAAAAGGCAACAAAGACAUGGAAUUAGCCUUAAUAAUUGAAAAAAGUGUAUCAUUUAUGUACAACAAACAACUCAGCAAAAGCAAACGCUGCUUCACUUCAGUGAUAGAACGCGCCGAGCACUGCCAGCUACGAAAUCCGAAAAUUUUAAUUGCAAGGGCCUAUUUUUUACUUGGACGCAACUGUAGUUGUAGGAAGCCCAGAGACAUUUCAUCCUUUUUGGAACAUUUAAAACAAAGCGAGGAUUUAUUACAAAAUCACGAGUCGCCCGAGGACUUGGCCGAAUUGUACCACUUUUUAGGCACUGCCUGGUUGGCUGACAUGAGCAAAGUCGCAGAUGACAACAGGAAAGCAAAGGCGCGAAAGGAACUGAAAGAAAGAGCGAAAUAUUACUAUGAACGGGCGAUUGACAUCUGCAAGAAAGACCCCCGCUCAAGGAUCCAAAACAAAAGGCUGACAUAUUGCCACCUUAGUCUUGCGGCCAUCUUACUUGAUUGUUCCUCACCUAUCGCUAGAGCUGGAAUAAAAGUAAUCCCACAAGAUCUCAAGGUCGCGAAAAGACACCUUGACAUUGUACAGUACGAACUUGGUGACAUUCCUCGAAGUACUUGGGUGCAGAUUCUAAAAAGGCGUUCGGACUAUUACUAUCGUCAAGGACCUCAAAUGUAUCAACUGGCAAAAGAAACUGCACAGGAAGCAUUUGACAUGGCACACAGCCAUGGAUUUAACACCGAAUUGAAGUCGCUUCAAGAGCGAAUCGAUUCUCUCGAUCAGUUGUGCGAAAAAACAUUCUGCAGAGAAAAAAUUAAGUUGCUUGUUGAUGGGGAUAGUUCAACUUCUGGCAGUGACUCCAGAUUUGAAACAAGCUGCAGUGAAUCUGACGAGAAAGAGGACUCACUGUAGCUCUUGGUCGAAACCAGCCAUCAAAAUCAAUCCCACUGAGGUUCCGAAAAUAUGAUCGUCCUACAAACCUGAUGUAUACGGAAGCCCCAAAGGGACAUCUACUUAUGAAAAAUGGGAGUUCGUUUUUCGAGAUUAAGAAUUUGCUUUUUCGAAAGUGAGAGUUUGUUUUUCGAAAAUGCGAGUUUGUUUUACGAAAAUGUGAGUUUGUUUUAGGAAAAUGGGAAUUUGUUUUUUUAAAAAUGGGAGUUUGUUUUUCGGAAAUGAGAGUUUGUUUUACAAAAAUGAGAGUUAGUUUUUUUUAAAAAUGGGAGUUUGUUUUGCGAAAAUGGGGGUUUGUUUUGCGAAAAUGGGAGUUUGUUUUUCGAAAAUGGGAGUUUGUUUUUCGAAAAUACG
This is a messenger RNA of Orbicella faveolata, 2742 nucleotides long. RefSeq lists its product as uncharacterized. The record is from RefSeq and is a predicted model, not a curated record. NCBI's taxonomy places the organism in Eukaryota, Metazoa, Cnidaria, Anthozoa, Scleractinia, Merulinidae.